Messenger RNA from Aspergillus saccharolyticus JOP 1030-1, 1636 nucleotides. RefSeq lists its product as uncharacterized. The coding region runs from base 378 to 1415 and encodes 345 amino acids. The transcript has 2 exons. The record is from RefSeq and is a predicted model, not a curated record. NCBI's taxonomy places the organism in Eukaryota, Fungi, Ascomycota, Eurotiomycetes, Eurotiales, Aspergillaceae.
GACUUCCAUCAUUUCUCUGCCUUCAUUUCAUUUAAUCCCCCAUGAUGAUGGAAAUAAGGUCGCUUCUCAGCUGGCCUCACCUGUGAUAAAGCGCCCUAAGUAACGUCCAUCGACCAACCUAAAUAUUCAUCUCGAUUCCCCUCGUGAUCUCUGCUUGGAUCACAAUUGGGUUCUCACUGUUGGCGCUUAUCUGUCGACUGCUCAUCAUCUACCUGGAGCUAUGCUUCGCCAUCAUCGCCAACUUCUUCGUCAUCCCAACCGCCACCAACAUCUCGCUACUGAAUCUCUCUGCCCCCUCUGAGCCUUCGACUCCAGCAGCGUCAACCCCCAAGCGACUCUCCAUAGACCAUGGCGCGCCCAAAUCCCUACCCACCUUGAUGUCUCACCAUCACAGCCAUCACCUGGCACACUCCCUCUCACGUGUCCAAAACAGACGUCCCAGCUACACCAUCCGCACCAAAAGCGCCUCCAACUCCUCUGACGACCAACAUCAACAACAAGCAGAAAUUCCGACUCGCAUGUGCAAAGAACCAUUACCAUCCCGACGCAACGCAAGCGGCCACAUCGCCCCCUCUGCCGCCGGCCUCCUCGGCCUCAUCAGCGGCGACUCUGGCCGCGACUUCGAGGGUCUCGGCGGGUGGCGCUCGUCGUCCAGAUACCCUCACCAUCACCUUUCGGGGACCACCUCGCCCUCGCCCAACGGCCUCCUCGUCAGAGAUGCCAACGACAACGACAGCGACGGCGAAGACGAAGACGAGCGAGCAUGGCUAUCCAUUAACCAACGCCUCGAGCUCCCCUCCCAGCCCCUCACCCUCCGCAGCAACAGUAGCACCUCGGAGCUCGUCGACCCGUCGUCCCCGGCCAUCUGGCGACCACGACGCUCUUCCCAAGAGCAGCCGCAGCACCCGCAGCAUGGUGGAGGACGGCAUCGUCACCACCACCGGUCGGCGACUACUUCUUCCCUCCAAGUCUCCAAGCUGUCGACCAGCUCCUUGUUCCUGUCACUGUCUAGUCGACCCGAUCCUGGGGUCGUAGCACCAACUCACUCGGAACCCCGUGGUGGUCUGCGGGGUUUUUCUCCGUCAUCAUCCACGAUCAAGCAGCUACCCUCCUCCGUCACGGAGACACUUUCUGCUGCUACUGCUGCUGCUGAUGACACUCGCCCACCACUCAUGGAUGGCCACUCGUCGUCGAGUGCAGUGAUCGAUGGACCGCCGUCUGGUAGCGGCGGUGCCGGCUACUUCGCCGCACGACCCGCCAGCAGGGCCAGUUCCAGCGGAUCCUUAACCCCGGUCGAGGGGCGGUGGUCACCCAGGCCGCCGGGGAAGUCGAUGGCGCAUUACUCGACAGGCCUGCGAUAUCGUCGAAGAAGUAUAUCCGGGCCGAACUCGGGGGUUCAGUUCCUGCAGCCGUGAGUGGCCACGGGGACCUGCGAUCGGAGUGCUCGCUACAUGCAAUCCAACGUAGUGUAACUUACCGCCAAAAGUGAAGUAUGCCUGUUCGCCAUGGUUUCUGAAAGUUCUGAAAGUCCGAUCGUGGAAUCUUAGUAUCAUAGUGACGCUUGCUAUCUCCAUAAGAUACAUCUAAAUAACGAGUCUCUUUUGCUUAGUUCGUCCAAAUUCGAAAAGAGCCAUUG